Molecule: messenger RNA, 546 nt
Organism: Lithohypha guttulata
Lineage: Eukaryota; Fungi; Ascomycota; Eurotiomycetes; Chaetothyriales; Trichomeriaceae
Gene: RAC1
Product: Rho GTPase protein rac1
Exons: 2
Coding region: 1-546 (181 amino acids)
Biological process (GO): establishment or maintenance of cell polarity; regulation of cell shape; small GTPase-mediated signal transduction
Cellular component (GO): cytoskeleton; cell projection; cytoplasmic vesicle
Molecular function (GO): GTPase activity; protein kinase binding; GTP binding
Source: RefSeq, a predicted model, not a curated record
AUGGCGACCAAGUCUUUGAAAUGUGUCGUGACUGGUGAUGGCGCUGUGGGGAAAACGUGUCUGCUCAUCUCUUACACGACAAAUGCUUUUCCUGGCGAAUACAUACCUACGGUAUUCGACAACUACAGUGCAUCAGUCAUGGUAGACGGCAAGCCCAUAUCGCUAGGGCUAUGGGAUACUGCUGGACAGGAAGAUUACGAUCGUCUCAGGCCUCUAUCCUAUCCACAGACCGAUGUGUUCCUGAUAUGUUUCAGCAUUGUCAGUCCACCUAGUUUCGACAACGUCAGGGCGAAGUGGUAUCCUGAAAUCGCACAUCAUGCACCCGAUGUACCGAUCAUUCUUGUCGGAACAAAGCUGGAUCUGAGGGAAGACCGUGGCACAGCCGAGGCGUUACGUGCCAAAAAGAUGGAACCUGUAUCAUAUGAGCAAGCACUUGCAGUAGCAAAGGAGAUCCGGGCAGUCAAAUACUUGGAAUGCUCAGCCCUCACGCAGAGGAAUCUGAAGAGUGUGUUUGAUGAGGCUAUCAGGUACGAGAAGACAACUUGA